UUUACCCCAAGUGAAGCCCACUUGAAGAUCUACGAAUCGGUGCUUACUACUCCUCUUGGGGCUCCUGAAGCCCCUGAACCAGAGCCGCCUCCUGCUGAUGACUCUCCAGCUGAGCCUGAGCCACGGGCAGUGGGUCGCACCAAUCACCUCAGCCUGCCUCGAUUUGCCCCUGUGAUCACCUCUCCCAUUAAGGCCGAGGUGCGCCCUCAUGGGGCUCCAGCUCUGAGCAAUGGGCAGCAGUGUCAGGCUCAGCCACAGCAGCCCCUACAGGCUUUGCAAACCCAGCUACUGCCCCAGGCACUACCACCACAGCAACCACAACUAGAGCCGCAAUUACAGCUGCAGAUACCACCGUCACCACAGCAGACACCACCACUGGAAAAGGCCCGGAUUGCAGGCCUGGGUUCUUUACCACUGUCUGGGGUAGAGGAGAAAAUGUUUAGUCUCCUCAAGAGAGCCAAAGUGCAGCUAUUCAAGAUUGACCAGCAGCAGCAGCAGAAGGUGGCAUCUUCGAUGCCGCCAAGUCCUGGAGGGCAAAUGGAAGAGGUCGUGGGGACUGUCAAGCAGAUCUCAGACAGAGGUUCUGUCAGGUCUGAAGAUGAAUCGAUGGAAGCUAAGAGAGAGAGACCCUCGGGCCCUGAGUCCCCUGUGCAAGGCCCCCGCAUCAAACACGUUUGUCGUCAUGCUGCUGUGGCCCUGGGUCAGGCCCGGGCCAUGGUGCCCGAAGAUGUCCCCCGCCUCAGUGCCCUUCCUCUCCGAGAUCGGCAGGACCUCACCACAGAGGAUACGUCAUCAGCAUCUGAAACUGAGAGUGUCCCAUCACGGUCCCAGCGGGGAAAGGUGGAGUCAGCAGGCCCUGGAGGAGACUUGGAGCCUGCAGGGUCUGGAGGGACGCUGACCCACACUCCCCGACGCUCGCUGCCCUCCCACCAUGGCAAGAAGAUGCGGAUGGCUCGGUGUGGACACUGUCGGGGCUGCCUACGUGUGCAGGACUGUGGGUCCUGUGUCAACUGCCUGGACAAGCCCAAGUUUGGGGGCCCCAACACCAAGAAGCAGUGCUGUGUAUACCGGAGGUGUGACAAGAUAGAGGCUCGGAAGAUGGAAAGGCUGGCUAAAAAAGGCCGGACGAUAGUGAAGACGCUGUUGCCCUGGGAUUCCGAUGAAUCUCCUGAGGCCUCCCCUGGUCCUCCAGGCCCACGCCGGGGGGCGGGAGCUGGGGGGCCCCGGGAGGAGGUGGUGGCCCCCCCAGGGCCCGAGGAGCAGGACUCCCUCCUACUGCAGCGCAAGUCAGCCCGGCGCUGCGUCAAACAGCGACCCUCCUAUGAUAUCUUCGAGGACUCGGAUGACUCGGAACCUGGGGGUCCCCCUGCUCCCCGACGUCGGACCCCCCGAGAAAAUGAGCUGCCGGUGCCAGAACCUGAGGAGCAGAGCCGGCCCCGCAAACCAACCCUGCAGCCUGUGUUGCAGCUCAAGGCCCGAAAGCGCCUGGACAAGGAUGCUUUGGCUCCUGGCCCCUUUGCUGCUUUUCCCAAUGGCUGGACUGGGAAACAGAAGUCCCCUGAUGGUGUGCACCGAGUCCGUGUGGAUUUUAAGGAGGAUUGUGAUCUAGAGAACGUGUGGCUGAUGGGUGGCCUGAGCGUGCUCACUUCCGUGCCAGGGGGGCCACCGAUGGUGUGCUUGCUGUGUGCCAGCAAAGGACUGCAUGAGCUGGUGUUCUGCCAAGUCUGCUGUGACCCUUUCCACCCAUUCUGCCUGGAGGAGGCUGAGCGGCCCUUGCCCCAGCAUCAUGAUACCUGGUGCUGCCGCCGCUGCAAAUUCUGCCAUGUCUGUGGACGCAAAGGCCGGGGAUCCAAGCACCUCCUGGAGUGUGAGCGCUGCCGCCAUGCUUACCACCCUGCCUGCCUGGGGCCCAGCUACCCAACCCGGGCCACACGUAAACGGCGCCACUGGAUCUGUUCAGCCUGUGUGCGCUGUAAGAGCUGUGGGGCAACUCCAGGCAAGAACUGGGACGUCGAGUGGUCUGGAGAUUACAGCCUCUGCCCCAGGUGCACCCACCUCUUUGAGAAAGGAAACUACUGUCCGAUUUGCACACGCUGCUAUGAAGACAAUGACUAUGAGAGCAAGAUGAUGCAGUGUGCACAGUGUGACCACUGGGUGCAUGCCAAGUGCGAGGGUCUCUCAGAUGAAGACUACGAGAUCCUUUCGGGACUGCCAGACUCGGUGCUGUACACCUGUGGACCAUGUGCUGGGGCCACACAGCCCCGCUGGCGAGAGGCCCUGAGUGGGGCCCUUCAGGGGGGCCUGCGCCAGGUGCUUCAGGGCCUACUGAGCUCCAAGGUGGCAGGCCCACUGCUGCUGUGCACCCAGUGUGGGCAGGAUGGGAAGCAGCUGCACCCAGGACCCUGUGAUCUGCAAGCUGUGAGUCAGCACUUCGAGGAAGGCUACUACAAGUCCGUGCACAGCUUUAUGGAGGAUGUAGUGGGCAUCCUGAUGAGGCACUCAGAAGAAGGUGAGACUGCAGAGCGCCGGGCUGGAGGCCAGAUGAAGGGGCUCCUACUGAAGCUGCUAGAGUCUGCGUUCGGCUGGUUCGACGCCCACGACCCCAAGUACUGGCGACGGAGUACCCGGCUGCCAAACGGAGUCCUUCCCAAUGCGGUAUUGCCCCCAUCCCUGGACCAUGUCUAUGCUCAGUGGAGACAGCAGGAACCGGAGACCCCAGAAUCAGGACAGCCUCCAGGGGAUCCUUCAACAGCUUUCCAGGGCAAGGAUCCAGCUGCUUUCUCACACCUGGAGGACCCCCGUCAGUGUGCACUCUGCCUCAAAUAUGGGGAUGCGGACUCUAAGGAGGCAGGGCGGCUCCUGUACAUCGGGCAGAAUGAGUGGACACAUGUCAAUUGUGCCAUUUGGUCAGCUGAAGUGUUUGAGGAGAAUGAUGGCUCCCUCAAGAAUGUGCAUGCUGCUGUGGCUCGAGGGAGGCAGAUGCGCUGUGAGCUCUGCCUGAAGCCUGGAGCCACGGUGGGCUGCUGCCUUUCCUCCUGCCUCAGCAACUUCCACUUCAUGUGUGCCCGGGCCAGCUACUGCAUCUUCCAGGAUGACAAGAAAGUUUUCUGCCAGAAACACACAGACCUCCUGGAUGGCAAGAGUCUUUUAGGCCAAGCCUCUGACUGUUCAGACCUUGCCUAUAGAGCUUUUCCCUGCAUCCCCCUCACCCCCCACCAAACCAGCAACUCCCCUUCGCCACCUACCUACCAGGAGAUCGUGACUCCUGACGGUUUUGAUGUUCUCCGCCGAGUCUAUGUGGACUUUGAGGGCAUCAACUUCAAGCGAAAGUUCUUGACAGGCCUUGAACCUGAUGCUAUCAAUGUGCUCAUUGGCUCCAUCCGAAUUGACUCCUUGGGUACUCUAUCUGAUCUCUCUGACUGUGAGGGACGGCUCUUCCCAAUUGGCUACCAGUGUUCCCGCCUGUACUGGAGCACGGUGGAUGCUCGGAGGCGCUGCUGGUAUCGGUGCCGAAUUCUGGAGUAUCGGCCAUGGGGGCCGAGGGAAGAGCCGGUUCAUCUAGAAGCAGCAGAGGAGAACCAGACCAUUGUGCACAGCCCUGCCCCUUCCUUAGAGCCCUUAGAUCAUGAGGACCCCCCACCAGAUACAGAUGCCCUUAUCCCUGGAGCUCCUGAGCACCACUCACCUGUUCAGAACCUGGACCCCCCUCUUCGGCCAGAUUCAAGCAGCGCCCCUCCUCUGGCCCCCCGCUCCUUCUCAGGGGCUCGAAUCAAAGUGCCCAACUACUCGCCAUCCCGGAGGCCCUUGGGGGGUGUCUCCUUUGGCCCCCUGCCCUCCCCUGGAAGUCCCUCUUCUUUGACCCACCACAUCCCCACAGUGGGAGACCUGGACUUCCCAGCUCCCCCCAGACGUUCCCGUCGUCCCAGCCCCCUGACCCCCAGGCCACCACUAUCACGGCGGGCCUCUCCUCCUCUCAGAACCUCCCCUCAGCUCAGGUUGCCCCCUCCUACCUCAGCCGUUACAGCCCUCACACCUACCUCAGGGGAGCUGGCUCCCCCUGGCUCAGCCCCAUCUCCUCCACCACCCCCUGAAGACCUGGGCCCAGACUUUGAGGACAUGGAGGUGGUGUCAGGACUGAGUGCUGCUGACCUGGACUUUGCGGCCAGCCUGCUGGGGACUGAGCCCUUCCAGGAAGAGAUUGUGGCUGCGGGGGCAGUGGGGAGCAGCCUUGGGGGCCCAGGGGACAGCUCAGAGGAGGAGGCCAGCCCUACCACCCGCUAUGUCCACUUCCCUGUGACUGUGGUGUCUGGCCCUCCCCUGGCUCCUGGCGCCCUCCCUGGAGCCCCCCGCAUCGAACAGCUGGAUGGAGUGGAUGAUGGAACAGACAGUGAGGCUGAGGCAGUUCAGCAGCCUCGGGGCCAGGGGACUCCUCCUUCAGGACCAGGAGUGGGCCGAGCUGGGGUCCUUGGGGCUGCAGGGGACAGGGCCCGACCUCCUGAGGACCUGCCAUCGGAAAUUGUGGAUUUUGUGUUGAAGAACCUAGGGGGAUCUGGGGAGGGAGGUUCUGGUCCCAGAGAGGAGUCACUUCCUCUGGCACCUCCCCUGGCCAAUGGCAGCCAGCAGCCCCCCCAGGGCCUGCCCCCUAGCCCAGCUGACCCCACCCGGACAUUUGCCUGGCUCCCUGGAGCCCCAGGGGUCCGGGUGUUGAGCCUGGGCCCCACCCCUGAGCCCCCCAAACCUGCUACAUCCAAAAUCAUUCUUGUCAACAAGCUGGGCCAAGUAUUUGUAAAGAUGGCUGGGGAGAGUGAACCUGUCCCACCCCCAGUGAAGCAGCCACCUCUGCCACCUACCAUUCCCCCCACAGCCCCUACCUCCUGGACUCUGUCCCCAGGACCCCUGCUUGGUGUGUUACCAGUGGUAGGGGUUGGUGUGGUCCGCCCUGCCCCACCCCCACCACCCCCUCCACUGACACUG
Molecule: messenger RNA, 4974 nt
Organism: Galeopterus variegatus (Sunda flying lemur)
Lineage: Eukaryota; Metazoa; Chordata; Mammalia; Dermoptera; Cynocephalidae
Product: histone-lysine N-methyltransferase 2B-like
Exons: 26
Biological process (GO): positive regulation of DNA-templated transcription
Cellular component (GO): histone methyltransferase complex; nucleus
Molecular function (GO): histone H3K4 methyltransferase activity; DNA binding; protein binding
Source: RefSeq, a predicted model, not a curated record